This is a messenger RNA of Solea solea (common sole), 2674 nucleotides long. RefSeq names its product heparan sulfate glucosamine 3-O-sulfotransferase 5. The transcript has 4 exons. NCBI's taxonomy places the organism in Eukaryota, Metazoa, Chordata, Actinopteri, Pleuronectiformes, Soleidae. The record is from RefSeq and is a predicted model, not a curated record. Bases 200 to 1237 code for a protein of 345 amino acids. Gene Ontology annotation, molecular function: [heparan sulfate]-glucosamine 3-sulfotransferase activity.
AACCUGGAGAACCUGGAGAACCUGAACCCACGAGCUGAGAUGAGGAGAGGCGGCGUGACCUCCUCUCCCUGAGCAGCGCGUCCUGCUGAGGAUGCUGAACAGAUACUGGAUCUGUGCGUGUGCAGGUGCUAAACACCACCUCUGGCAGUCAUGAGGAAUAGAGGGCUGAAGACGCAGUCCUGAAGAUUGAUGGAGGGCCAUGCUAUUCAAACAGCAGGCAUUGCUGAGACAGAAGCUCUUCGUACUGGGCAGCCUCGCUAUUGGAAGUGUCCUUUAUCUCGUGGCCAGGGUUGGGACCUUGGAUAGGCUACAGCCCAUUUGCCCCAUUGAGAACAGACUGACCCCUCCUGAGCCAGAGCAAAUCCCACUCCGUACCUUGCAGUUUAAGCGUGGCCUGCUUCAUGAAUUACGUAAGGGCAAUGCCACCAAAGAGCAAAUACGCCUGCACAACCUGGUCCAGCAGCUGCCACGUGCCAUCAUCAUUGGUGUGCGCAAGGGCGGCACUCGUGCCCUGCUGGAGAUGCUCAACCUACAUCCAGCCGUGGUCAAGGCUUCACAGGAGAUUCACUUCUUUGACAAUGACCAAAACUACGCCCGUGGAAUCGACUGGUACAGAGGGAAAAUGCCCUUCUCCUUCCCUCAUCAGAUCACCAUUGAGAAGAGCCCCGCCUACUUCAUCACAGAGGAAGUCCCUGAGCGCAUCUUCAAGAUGAACUCCUCCAUCAAGCUGCUGAUCAUCGUCCGUGAGCCCACCACCAGAGCAGUGUCGGACUACACGCAAGUUCUGGAGGGCAAGGAGCGUAAGAACAAGACCUACCACAAGUUUGAGAAGCUGGCCAUUGACACCAACACCUGCGAGGUGAACACGAAGUACAAAGCAGUGCGGACCAGCAUCUACACCAAACACCUUGAGCGAUGGCUCAAGUACUUUCCUGUGAAGCAGUUCCAUAUCGUGGACGGGGACCGCCUUAUCACGGACCCGCUGCCAGAGUUGCAGCUCGUCGAGCGCUUCCUCAACCUACCCUCAAGGAUCAGCCAAUAUAAUCUGUACUUCAAUGCCACCAGGGGAUUUUACUGUCUGCGAUUUAACAUUGUCUUUAAUAAGUGCCUGGCAGGCAGCAAGGGACGCAUCCAUCCAGAGGUGGACCUAUCAGUCGUGACAAAACUGCAGAAGUUCUUUCACCCCUUCAAUCAGAAGUUUUACCAGAUCACCGGCAGAACAUUCAACUGGCCAUGAAGAACUUUAAACUUCCAUAAAAUGAGAAUCCUGGAUUGGUGUUUUACUAAAACAAAAAAUGGCGCUCUAUAAGAGCUCAAAAGAAAAUAAGAACAGCACUUUGACUGAAUAUAAACGGAUAUUUUAAGGUUUUAUUAAGUGUGGUUGUUGUGAAGCUGACACGUAGUCAGCACUGCCCAUAGUGCAGAGAACCAGUCUGCGACAUCAAACUAUGUCUCAGGCUCACUUUCGCUGAAAACACGACUGCCUUUCAGUGUUGCCCACUACUUUCAAUGGGAAGUAGCUAAAGCUAGUGUGAAAAGCCAUAGGUGUAAGAUCUACCCUUUCACUUUCACUCUCUUAAAGCAGGAGUGGAACCUUAAUUACUGUUGCUGUCCAUUACACCAGGCUUUUGUUAUUUCUAGAUUAUUUUGCAUCAUAAAUGUGUAUCCUUGUGAACUAUAUAGCAUUCUAUAUCAAAACAAACACUUUUAUUUGUGAACUAUCAUCAUGAUGUCAUGAUGGAAUAUCAAGAUAUCAUUUUGAGCCUUACUCACCCACCACGACUGAACAGGCUGAACAGCCACUUCUGGACCACACUAGAAGUUAGUUUGCCCCCUUAGGUCAUUUUCUAAGUUCUAAAUUUGAGGCCCCUGGUUUAGGGGGACAUUGGGAUUAGGCCCUAGCCUCCAUGUCCCAGUCAGUCAGCUCUGACAACCACACUUCAAAAAAAACUGAAAUAUCCCUUUAGUGCAAGAACAAUAGUGUGACCAAUAUAAAAGGAACUUGAUGUAAGUUUGUUUCUACGUGUGUGAAAAUGAAAUGACAUAAGGUGGAAUGGUUUGAUCUUGCAGAUUAAUGUGUGUGUCAGUUUUCCCUAUUAAGAAAAAACAAGUGCUGAGCUGUGAUUAACGAAAGAGAUUAUUUUUUGUUGAGUAUCAAACAAUGACAUUCAUGUUGUUAAGAUAAGCUUUAAGUGUGAUGAUUUCCUUUCAUGAUAAAAGCCCUUUGAGGACGACAAAAUGACAAGUCACAAACAGCUAAAUUGUUCUUUUGUUCUCUGUCAUGUUUAUUUGACCAAAGCUGCAUGUGCAAUCAAGGAUCUUGUAACAGUUUGAUGUUUUCUGUUGUUUGCUCAUACUUAUUUCCACCACAGUUUUGAAUUGACUCUGUGAUCAGUCCAUUGAAAGGUCUCAUCCCAAAAUCGUCAGUGUAGAACUUUGAUUCCAAAGCAUUUUAGACUUGAACUUGUGUUUUAUUGUAACUAUGUUGUUUCUUCUCCAACAGCUCUCUCAUUGGUUUACGGGAUAUCUGGCAAAAAGCCAUAGUGAAAAAACAAUAUCCUCUGAUUACUCUUGUCAAACCAACACUUUGUUCUAAGAUGAAUAUUGAAAAUCUGUCUCAUUCUGUAACAUGUGUGUUGUUUCAAAAUAAAAAACCUGUACAUUUGUCAACUUA